Messenger RNA from Prosopis cineraria, 1316 nucleotides. Its product is annotated as phenylacetaldehyde reductase-like. The transcript has 6 exons. Gene Ontology annotation, molecular function: oxidoreductase activity, acting on the CH-OH group of donors, NAD or NADP as acceptor. The coding region runs from base 117 to 1106 and encodes 329 amino acids. The record is from RefSeq and is a predicted model, not a curated record. NCBI's taxonomy places the organism in Eukaryota, Viridiplantae, Streptophyta, Magnoliopsida, Fabales, Fabaceae.
CAUGUCGUAUGAGCCAGUAACCAUUGGUGUUGCCUGUACGGCUGUGCCUUUUGGUAGCACAGCAGAAAAAGAAGUUAUCUACCUUCCCUUUGAGGUAGGAGGAAGACAGAAAGAAAAUGGAAAGCAAUACAGGAAAUGGAAAGGCGGUGUGCGUGACUGGUGCUUCUGGGUUUGUUGCUUCAUGGCUCGUCAAGCUUCUUCUUCUUCGUGGUUACACUGUCAAGGCCACUGUUCGCGACCCAACUGAUCCUAAAAAGAUAGAACACUUGCUUGAACUAGAAGGAGCGAAGGAGAGAUUGCAUCUGAUUAGAGCAAAUCUCUUGGAAGAAGGUUCCUUUGAUUAUGCUGUUGAAGGGUGUGAGGGUGUCUUUCAUACUGCAUCUCCUGUUUCUAUUGAUGUCAAAGACCCUCAGACUGAACUCGUUGACCCAGCGGUCAAGGGAACUCUCAAUGUUCUCAAGUCAUGUGCAAAAUCGCCAUCUGUGAAACGAGUUGUUCUAACAUCUUCCAUGGCUGCAGUUUUAUACAGUGGAAAGCCUAAGACUCCUGAAGUUAUAGUUGAUGAGACAUGGUUUUCGGAUCCAGAAUUUUGUUAUGAAUCUGAGAGCUGGUCAGGAUAUGCACUUUCCAAGAUUUUGGCUGAAGAAGCUGCUUGGAAAUUUGUAAAAGAGAACAACAUUGACAUGGUUACUAUCAAUCCGGGUGGUGUUAUUGGGCCUCUCUUGCAACCUACUCUUAACACAAGUUCUAUCGCAGUUAUAAUUCUAUUUAAUGGCGCAAAAACAUUUCCAAAUUUUACUUUACCGAGUGUCCAUGUGAAAGAUACUGCGAAUGCUCAUAUUCAGGCAUUUGAAAUUCCUUCAGCGAGUGGAAGGUAUUGUUUGGUUGAAUCAGUGAAACACUACGCAGAAAUUGUGAAGAUUUUGCAUGAUAUGUACCCAAAAUUACAGCUUCCAGAUAAAUGUGCGGAUGAUAAACCCUUCGCGUCAACCUUCCAGGUUUCCAAAGAAAAGGUAAAGACAUUGGGAAUUGAGUUCAUUCCAUUUGAAGUUGGACUUAGAGAGAUAGUGGAAAGCUUUAAAGAAAAGAAAUUUGUUGACUUUUAAUAAAUCAUAACCUAUUUUAAGUAAGAAUAUAUUUAUAGAUAAAUGUGAUUAUAUCAAAAUCAUGUUUUAAGUUGUCCAAUCUAGUUUCAAAAACAAACUCUUUCUCAUUGUAAUAAUCUAAACUAUGUCUAUGAAGACAUUAUUGAUGUUAUGUGAUGAAUUCUUUUUGGGUGAGCAACUUCUAUUUAAAACAUGAUGUUACAACUAUUA